This is a messenger RNA of Guillardia theta CCMP2712, 2322 nucleotides long. RefSeq lists its product as hypothetical. Gene Ontology annotation, biological process: activation of GTPase activity. The record is from RefSeq and is a predicted model, not a curated record. Gene Ontology annotation, molecular function: GTPase activator activity; protein binding. NCBI's taxonomy places the organism in Eukaryota, Cryptophyceae, Pyrenomonadales, Geminigeraceae. Bases 1 to 2322 code for a protein of 773 amino acids. The transcript is spliced from 27 exons.
AUGCCGGAAUCAUCGCCUGAGACAUCAACGAAUGGCCCAGAGCCUUCGUCAACCAAGGACGAUGACGUGGAAGACGUUGAUUCUACGAGAGUCCCCAAGGCAAGGUACAGCGACAGCCACGACGACAAGGAUGCGGGAACGCGGAGAAAUGGCGGAGAUGCCAGCGGAGAUGCUCUCGUUCCUGGACCAGCUCGAGCUAUUUUCGGGUAUGACUCUGACUCGGUCUGCGAGCUUGCGUUUGCCGAGGGUCAGCUCCUUGAGGUGUUGGAGGUGCACGAGGAUGGAUGGUGCCUUGCGCGGACGGACCAUGGCGCGAAAGGAAUGGUGAGCGUCGGAGCUGGGCGGGAGCAGCAGGCCGGGGUUGACGGUUGGCCCGAGCAGGUGCCGUGCUCUUACAUCAAGAUGGAGCCGAGCGCCGAGUUCAGAGUCACAUCGCCACACUGGGAGGAAGCGCCUGACGACAGUGAGUUCACUGCUACGGGAAGCUUGAAGAAAGUAUCCAAGAAGAACGGGGCCGAAAACUCCCUGAGCUUGUCCCAUUGCCACGAUAGCUUGUCCAGCAUGGAGGUUGAAGAGCAGGACGAGGCGGCAGUGGAGCAGUCUGCAGCGAGGCCUUCUUCAGAUGCUGACGAGGCAGCAAGCAAGGCGCCACGGGGAGAUAGAGAUACGACAGGAGCUGCCAGCAUCAAGUCAGCUCCCAGAUUUUGCGGUACAGGACCGAACGGAGACUGGGAGCAUGUCCAGGUGAGUUUCGUGGUGGAAGAUGCGGCGGUUGAGCUGACGGGAGUUAUCAAGGUCAUCACCCCCGACAUGGCAAACAGGCUUGUUCUGAAUCGUGGGGCUGUGUUUUCGAAGUACAGUUACAAGAAAGGAAUGGUUGGAGUGAAGCAAAAGUCAGACAGAAUCGUAUGGUUGUCUGGGGACAACAAGAUCAUGUGGCAAGACCCGAGCUCGAAAUCAGUCCUGACUUCCAACAUUUUAACUGGAGGAAACGCUUCUCCAAGCACUAGGCAGCCCGGAUUCAUCGUGGUGGGAGAGAUCAUCUCGAUUUCGCGCACUGCGCCUCAUCAUUACGGGGUGGACAAUGAACUGAGCAUCUACAUCGUCACUACCCAUCGCUCCCUCUUGCUGGAGGCCCCCAACAGCGAGGAGAGGGAGUUCUGGUUCUCUGAGCUGAGCAAGAUCGUUGAGACGGCUAAGGCUGAGCAGAGGGAGCGGAGGAGGCAGGAGAAGUGCCUGGAGAAAGACUUCAGCAUGACUGAGAGGAGGAGGCAGUGGAUGCAGGACAUCCUGCCCAACUUCGAGAAGAUGCGGGAAACCAAGCAGUGUCGAGCCCUUUGCUGGCUGGGAGUCCCCACGAAUCUCCGAGUUGAAGUCUGGAGAAAGUGCAUCGGAAAUCAGCUGCAGAUCACUAAGGAGCUGUACGACAUCUUCAGGAGCCAUGCGCAGAGAGCUCGACGGGAUCUUGAGAAGAGUCUUGAGAUCGCGAUGAACGACCCCAACAACCAGCACGCGCUGCUGGGGUCCGAGUCAAGUCUAAAGGACAAGUCUUUCUGGAAGUUGAGAAGAGGAGAUGGAGGCAGCGGUAGAGAAAUUAGCUAUGAGGAAGAAGAAGAUUCAUGGGGGGAGAGGAGUUUUGGUUGGAGGGCUGGGGGGCCUGACGAAGGAGGAUUUUUCCAUCAAGGGGGGCCGCUAGAGGCUCAGCUGAGGGACGUGCUGGAGGCGUACAUCUUCUACAGGCCAGAUGUUGGUUAUGUGCAAGGGAUGAGCUACCUCGCUGCGAUGCUCCUCCUCACGAUGGACACCUACCAGGCGUUCGUCGCUCUCACCAACCUCCUCCACAGUCAUUACUUCCUCUCCUUCUUCGCCAUGGACAUGCUGCAGGCGACUGUUUACCUUCAGAUUCGCAUUCGCUUCAGCGUCUUCGAGCAUUUCUUCGAGCGACUGCUCCCUGACCUCUUCGAGACCUUCCAAGAGCUUGGAGUGACAACUGACUUCUCCCUCCCUCUCCCUCUUUUCUCAUUGCUUUCUCCUCGUUCAGGCAUCUGGGACAAUUAUCUUCUCAACGGAGAAUCCUUUAUGAUCAGAGCUGCUCUUGGCGUCCUCAAGUGGCUUUCAGCACAACUUGUCGACAUGCCCUUCGAGGAUCUCAUGGUUACCCUUACCCACCUCCACAAUCAGGUGGACAUCGAGGAGGAGGAGCUCUUCGACGCCAUCGCCUCCAUCAAAGUUCGUCCUCCUGCACUCCCUCCCCUCCCUCACUCGCGUCCUUGCAGGUCACCGAGGAAGAGUUCGCCGCUGUGCUCAAGGCCCAGAAGGUGA